Molecule: messenger RNA, 1143 nt
Organism: Episyrphus balteatus (marmalade hoverfly)
Lineage: Eukaryota; Metazoa; Arthropoda; Insecta; Diptera; Syrphidae
Gene: Rpn11
Product: 26S proteasome non-ATPase regulatory subunit 14
Exons: 3
Coding region: 141-1067 (308 amino acids)
Biological process (GO): protein deubiquitination; proteasome-mediated ubiquitin-dependent protein catabolic process
Cellular component (GO): proteasome regulatory particle, lid subcomplex
Molecular function (GO): protein binding; proteasome binding; metallopeptidase activity
Source: RefSeq, a predicted model, not a curated record
UUGCACAUUUUAGCAAAAGCCAUUCAUCUGUCAAAUAAAAUUCUGCUGUGUUGUAUCUCUUCAAAGAAAUAUUUUCGCCGGAAUUCUACUCACAUUCACAUUUUUAUCAAAUAUUUAAACAAAGAAAACUAUUUUGAAUAAUGGAUCGCCUACUUCGUUUAGGAGGUGCUAUGCCCCAAGCCCCACCACCAACAGAUGCCCCUGUUGUAGAUACAGCCGAACAAGUCUACAUUUCAUCAUUGGCUUUAUUGAAAAUGCUCAAACACGGCCGUGCCGGAGUACCAAUGGAAGUCAUGGGCCUAAUGUUGGGUGAGUUUGUUGAUGAUUACACAGUCCAGGUGAUUGAUGUUUUCGCCAUGCCCCAAACUGGUACCGGAGUAUCCGUCGAGGCUGUCGAUCCAGUUUUCCAAGCUAAAAUGUUAGACAUGCUCAAACAGACUGGCCGCCCCGAAAUGGUCGUCGGCUGGUACCAUUCCCAUCCUGGUUUUGGAUGCUGGUUGUCCGGCGUCGACAUCAACACCCAGCAAUCGUUUGAGGCACUCAGCGAACGUGCUGUUGCUGUGGUCGUUGACCCCAUUCAAUCUGUCAAGGGCAAGGUUGUCAUUGACGCUUUUCGACUGAUCAACCCGAAUAUGUUGGUGCUGGGCCAAGAGCCUCGGCAAACAACAUCAAAUCUGGGCCAUUUACAAAAACCUUCGGUGCAAGCGCUGAUUCAUGGCUUGAAUCGGCAUUAUUAUUCCAUUAGCAUCAACUACAGAAAACAUGAGUUGGAGCAAAAAAUGUUGCUGAAUCUUCACAAGAAGUCUUGGAUGGAUGGUUUGACUCUGGCCGAUUAUAAUGAGCAUUCCUCCAUUAAUGAGACUACUGUGGCUGAGAUGUUAGAAUUGGCAAAGAAUUAUAACAAGGCUUUGGAAGAUGAAGAAAAGAUGACUCCUGAACAACUUGCCAUUAAGAAUGUUGGCAAACAAGAUCCCAAACGGCAUCUUGAAGAAAAGGUCGACAAAGUUAUGCAAAACAACAUUGUCCAAUGUCUGGGAGCAAUGUUAGACACAAUAGUAUUUAAAUAAUCCAUGUUCUCAUUUAAAUGAUUUUUUUUUUGUAUUCAGUUUGUAUUUAUAAAUAAUAACUUUUUCUAUCAUUGAA